This is a messenger RNA of Nilaparvata lugens (brown planthopper), 4375 nucleotides long. Its product is annotated as sterile alpha motif domain-containing protein 11-like. Lineage: Eukaryota; Metazoa; Arthropoda; Insecta; Hemiptera; Delphacidae. Gene Ontology annotation, molecular function: protein binding. Gene Ontology annotation, cellular component: PRC1 complex. The record is from RefSeq and is a predicted model, not a curated record. The transcript is spliced from 5 exons. The coding region runs from base 202 to 1491 and encodes 429 amino acids.
GUUUUUCAGCUACUUCAGCGGCGCCCGACGCCAAGCACGGGUGCCAGUGCUCUCACGAACCGCAGCAACGGUUACACCGGUGAAGCAGCCGGUGCAACUGCACCGGUACGCCCCAACGCCUUGCUCCCAAACCGCGGCGAUUCUUCCCUGGCUGCCCUGCAAGCGCUGAAGGCUGGAGCGAUUGGAGCGGCUCCCUUCCUGAUGGCGCCCCUGGCAGUCAAUGCUGGAACCACGGGGCAGAGUGGCGGCAAGGAGGGAAAUGCUGAGUCGACAAAGUCCAGUGAUAGCAGUACUAGUGGCGGAGAGAGUGUGAAUAGAUGGUCGUUUGGUGCCAGCCCCUUUGCAACCCCUGGUGCUCCUGUGUACCACCCUAGCAUAGACAUGAGUUCCACCCAGGCCUUGAUCAACAUGGUCAGAACGGCCAGUGCCCAAAGUGCUAAUCAGCUGGAAACUUAUCUGAAGGGCAUUAAAAGAGGCGCAGAAAACCCUCUGGACCUCUCCGCCACCAAGAAAGCACGCAAAUCAGGUGCCGGACUUUCCCUCAGUGAGUCCCUCUAUGGUGAUGCCCUUCUGGGACUUCCAAUGCUGUCCGCCCUCAACCGAGCCUCCAAGGACUUGCUACCCCCAACUCAUCGGCUGCAAACCAAAUCACCAAAGCCCUCCAAAAACCACACCAAAAACAACCAUACGACAAGUCCUGCAUCAGGACAGAGUAGUUCCGCUGCCACAACUAAUAGUUCGAACUCUCGUGUGACCACUAGUCCAGUGACAACAAACCCUUCUGUGACAAAUCCUCCCCUGACAAACAGUCCUGUGACUAGUAGACCUCAGUGCAUGUCAUUGUGUGCGGAUAAACCUUGUGCGGCAAAUUCUGCCAAUGGUGCGCUAUUUGGUGUCAGCGGUGGGAUAAAUGCAGAGUUGGCGGAAAGUGGUGGUUCAGGGACAGAGAUGACGUCAUGGACUGUUGAGGAAGUGGCUAGUUUUGUGGGGACGAUUGACAUUUGUGCUGAAUAUGCUGGGAAUUUCCGUGACCAGUGUAUAGACGGCUCCGCACUACCUCUACUAACUGAGGCCCAUCUAACAACUGCCCUCCAAAUGAAACUGGGGCCGGCGCUAAAGCUACGUUCAGUUUUGUCCCGCAGACUUGGCAACUGCGCAGUCUGUAUGCACUGUGUACACUGUCACGGCAGUCAGGCCUCGUUGUUAACAGGGCCUCAGGCCUUGUUGCAAAACCCGCAGGCCUCAUUGCUAACAGGGCCUCAGGCCUUGUUGCAAAACCCGCAGGCCUCAUUGUUAACAGGGCCUCAGGCCUUGCUGCAGAGCUCGCAAGCCUCGUUGUUAACAGGGCCUCAGACCUUGCUGCAAAACCCGCAGGCCUCGUUGUUAUCAGGGCCUCAGAGUUCACAGCAGGCUUUGUCAUCUACACCACAGCCACCCCCAUCAACGCCCAGCCCAAAACCGCUGACAAGGCCAAAUAGCACGGGCAAUUGACAAGGAGUUUUUGUUAUUUAUUGAUCAGCUAAUUCCAGAACAUUCCUACAGUAAAGAAGACAUCACUCCUUUUAAAACUACAUAAUCCUCUCAAUAGUGUACAAUAAAAGCAGAGAGUGUGAUAUCUUUAUAACUAGUGUGAUGAUUGUUUUGAACUUUUUCAAUUAUAUUGACAAUAAUAUUGUUCUAGGUUUAAUUCUAAGUGUUAAUAAUUGUUAUUGGAAAACUGUCGAUACAAAUAAACGUGUAAAUAGUAUAAAUUUAACUCAAUGUUGACUAUUAUAGUAUUGAUUGAAUUUGAAAAAUUUUAGUUUAAGACAAACUUAUAUAUUAUGUUUAUAUAUAUAAUUAUUAGUAUGUUAUAUAAUGAGUUAUUAUUAUUAUUAUUGUGAUAUGAACAUUUUGUAAAAGCUUAUAGUUAUUCGAAUUUUAACUUAAUUUUUUGCAGGCAAACAAUAUGAACUGAGAACUUUGUAAAGACUAGAUCUUCCAAUUUUAUCUGAAUUAUUUUUUGUAAAAAUACAAUUUGAUCAUGUUGUACAAAAACAUUAGUUAUUCCAGUUUUAGCUGUAAAUUCAUAUGAAAAUAGGUACUAACUUACUGUAUACAGUAUUUUGUUGUGUAGACAUAUAGGCUGAAAGUGAGUGAUUUCAAUUAUUGUAGUUAAUGGAUUGUGAUAGUUAUAAGAGCAGCCCUAUAUAGUGAGAUUUAUUUCAAACUGUUAACAUUUAGUGUUGUGUGGCAAAGAGGACAUAACUAAGACCUUAAUAAAGGCAGUUAUACUAUUCAAUACAUUCAUUGAAGGUAAAUUUUUUAUGUUAUUUAUGAAGAUUCAUACAUACACACAAUAAGUACAUCAUCAAAAAUGAUAGGGAGAGAAAAAGAAGGUAACUUUGUGCUAUUCCUCUUCCAAAUUUAGAUCAGGCUACACAUAGUCUUGUAGUUGUUCUCUUCACAAAAUUUUCUGUCCUUAGUUAUUUUCACGAAGUAGAUUUUCAAAUUUAGAAUACUGAUAGUUUACACUGAUUUUGUUUAUAGUAUGAUCACCUCAAAAAUUUCAUAAUAUAUUGAUUUGUAAGCUUUGUGAUGUUAUUCAUGAGGAAUUCUAAAAUUCUUAGAGGAAUAGACAGCUAAAAUUAAAUUUGUUUGUAGUAAGAUCACUUAAAAUUGCAGUAUCGGUUGAAUGGGAAAUAUAUUGACGGUAUAUUUAAGGGAACGCUGAUUGAAUAAAUCUAAAUAUUAUAUAAAUAUUUUUCAUGAUAAAAGACUGUUUCUAGUUUCACUGUACAUAUUUCAUAAAGAUUCACCGAAUUAAGGGAUGUUGUAAUUGAAUAAUAAUUUGAAAAACACAAUAUUGAAAAAAGGUUGAUAUUACUUGAUUUCAAUUAAUUGGAAUCCAUAAAAUUGAGCUUAUAUUUUUGGAAAUGUAUUAUAGAUGGAGAUGAAUAUUGUAAGUUUCAUUUGUCAAAUGCUAAUUAAUGAAUAUUGGAAGUUGCAUUUGUCAAAAUCUAAUUAAUGAAUAAUUAUUAUUAAACGAAAAUCCCAAUCAAAUGCUGUAAAACACCCCAAAAAAUAUUGUUUACCCUGGGAAAUAUUGUUUAUCAGGGCAUUGUUUAACCACUUGUCAAUAUUUGCAGUAACAGUCUUCGGGGUGAUUUACAGCAUUUAAUUGGGAUUUUCGUUUGAUAAUUAUUAAAACUAUUAUAAAAUACAUCUAUGAAAUUAGUAGUGAAAUUGAAUGGCUGUCUAUAAAAUAACAUCAUAGUACCCUUUUUUAGAAAAGUUUUCAAUAUGACAGAUUCUAUCAGAUAAAGGGUAGGUAGCCUAUCAUGAUGUUAUUUUAUGAACAAAUACAUACAUUUAAAGAUGAAUGACCGUUGUUUGAUAGACUUUAUAAUUUAAAUUUAACGUGAUAUUCACUUUAAAUUGUCAGCAUUGUUCGAAUGAGUAGUUUUGAUUAGUUUAUCAUUUUAUGAGUGUCCUUAGCCUGACAGUUUGAUGUAAAUCUCACAUUGAUUCGGUUGCACGAGGAUAAAACUGAAUUUAACGGUCGUUAAAAUUUUCUCAUUAUGUCGCAUUCGUUAAUUGGUUGUGUUGUAUGGCCUCAUUCUACGGUGGUUAAAUAUAAUUGAAUUAUUACGCAGCUGGCUGAUAGACUUUUGUAAAUAUUAGAAUUCAAAUUUCAAAUUCUAGAUAUAUAAUCACUCAAUAGUUUUCACAAAGCCGGGAUAAGGUACAAUAUUAUUGAAAGUUCAAUUUGUACAAAGUUUACAUAUAAGGAAACUGACACAUGCUGUAUAAAAAAUAACUAUUGUAUGCUACUAUGGUUGAAUUCAUGUUAAUCUGUCAGAAUUUUGUUAGAAUUGUAAGCGGUUGCUGAAAGAAAUGCUAAAGCUGCGUUUACACCAAAGUUAUUAACAAAAUAUUUAUUUUUCCAUCCUUAUAGAUUCUAUUAGAUUGAACGGAACUUUACAAACACAUAUGCUCAUCAUGUGUAUGUUAAGUUAUGUUCAAUCUAAUAGAGUCUAUAAGAACGGAAAAAUAAAUAUUUUGUUAAUAGCUUUGGUGUAAACGCAGCUUUCAAGUAAAUAUUAUAGGCUGAAAAUUGCAUCUGAAACAUCUCACAAAGUGCAGCUAAUUUUUGCAGUUUAGUUGGAUUUCAAUUCAAAACUGUUUUCUCCACAAAGUUGUAUUUGUGAGAUGCAUGUUUUAAAGUCAGUGAAUUCAUAAAUAGGAAUGCAUACUUGGCACGUUUCCUUUUCCACCUCCUCCUAUAAUAAACUUGGAUAGUAGUGAUGUUCAGGUACUCUCUUUUUGAAUAAUAUUAAUUUAUUAUAUUAUAAUGAUGAAACAAUAUGAUUUUUUUAUUCUUGUUAAUAAUAAU